Molecule: messenger RNA, 762 nt
Organism: Papilio xuthus (Asian swallowtail)
Lineage: Eukaryota; Metazoa; Arthropoda; Insecta; Lepidoptera; Papilionidae
Product: peptidyl-prolyl cis-trans isomerase-like
Exons: 3
Coding region: 94-705 (203 amino acids)
Biological process (GO): protein folding; protein peptidyl-prolyl isomerization
Cellular component (GO): cytoplasm
Molecular function (GO): cyclosporin A binding; peptidyl-prolyl cis-trans isomerase activity
Source: RefSeq, a predicted model, not a curated record
AAAAAAGCAAAAAAGGAAGGUUUCAAAGUUUAAUAUUUUGGAAAAUAAGAGACGGACUGCUGAUUACUGAAGGAAGGUUGAAAGUCAGCUGCAAUGGCACUAUCAUCAAUAAUACGUCGCACCUUUAUCAAUGGCGCACUCUAUUCUGCUGCAGGACUACGCUUUGCAUCAACUCAGCAAGAAAAAAAAGUUUACUUUGAUGUAACUGCUGAUGGAGAGCCACUUGGGCGCAUUGUUAUGAAACUUAAUGCAGAUGAAGUCCCUAAAACAGCUGAGAAUUUUAGAGCUUUGUGUACAGGUGAAAAAGGGUUUGGAUACAAAGGUUCAUCAUUCCAUAGAAUAAUUCCUGACUUUAUGUGCCAAGGAGGUGAUUUUACUAAACAUAAUGGUACCGGUGGGAAAUCAAUUUAUGGUCGUACAUUUAUGGAUGAAAACUUUAAGCUGAGGCACACUGGUCCAGGUAUAUUGUCUAUGGCUAAUGCUGGACCAAACACAAAUGGAUCACAGUUCUUUAUUACAACUGCAGCCACACCUUGGCUGGACCACAAGCAUGUUGUAUUUGGAUCAGUAGUAGAGGGAAUGGAUGUUGUUAAAAAAAUGGAAAAUUUAGGUUCACGAAAUGGAACACCCUCUAAGAAAGUUGUUAUCGCAGAGUGUGGUGCCAUCGAUGAAGCUAUUGAGAUUUGCAAAGCUCAACAGCAAUAACUAAGAUGUUUUGUGAUGGAUGGAUAUUUGUUGAAAAAUAAAAAUGUUUUAAAAUAA